AACGUAUUUGCAUUCAAUUUGUUCAGUUUACAACACAAUUGCCAUAACGACGGAAUAAAUAAGUGUACCGUGCUAAAGCUGUUCGAAUGAUGUCGUUUUCAUAAGUAAAUGUCCAAGUAAAUUGAAAAAUUUGUGAGUAGAGUGUGAAUAAGAUCUAUUCUUCGAUAAUAAGUAUUUACCAAAAAAAAAAUCACAUGUUGUUAAAUGAGUUCAUGGUUAGCACUGGGCAAAUAAGAACAACAUCAAAGUUCGGUAAUAGCAAUAAGAAAAGGGAAAAAAUCAAUUGAAAUGACGCAUUGAUAAGAAAAUGUGAAAGACUUUUAGUGUGUGCAUCGGGCAAACGGUCAUCGAAAUUAGCCUAUAAAACGAACGAAAAAACACAAAAAAAUGAUAGUGCUUGAAGGAAGUUUGGGACUGUAAAUUUUUUGGAUUUUCAAACAGUAUCGAAAUGAAUCGCUACGUAAUAUUAUCGCCAUUAGGUGAUGGAACGUAUGGCACGGUGAUGCUUGGCCAACGCAAAGAUACUGGCGAAAAAGUGGCGAUAAAACGAAUGAAGCGAAAGUAUUAUUCAUGGGAUGAAGCAAUGAGCUUGAGAGAAGUUAAGUCCUUGAAAAAACUUUCACAUGCCAAUAUAAUUAAACUGAAAGAGGUUAUACGGGAAAAUGAUAUUUUAUACUUUGUAUUCGAGCAUAUGAAGGAGAAUUUAUAUCAAUUGAUUAAAGAACGUGACUCACAUUUUCCCGAAGGAGCCAUUCGUAAUAUUAUGUUUCAGGUAUUAAGUGGACUCGCAUUUAUGCACCGCCAUGGUUUUUUUCAUCGGGAUCUAAAACCCGAAAAUCUUCUAUGCUGUGGCCCAGAACUGAUUAAAAUUGCCGAUUUUGGCUUGGCCCGGGAAAUCCGCUCUCGCCCACCAUACACCGAUUACGUUUCGACUAGAUGGUAUAGAGCUCCAGAAGUUUUAUUACACUCAACUCGAUAUGGCAGUGGAAUAGAUAUGUGGGCGAUGGGUUGCAUUCUGGCUGAAUUGUAUACAUUUCGACCUCUAUUUCCUGGUAGCAGUGAGGUUGAUCAACUUUUUAAAAUUUGUUCCGUCUUGGGAACGCCAGAAAAGACUAAUUGGCCAGAUGGUUAUCGAUUGGCAACGGCUAUACAGUUUCGUUUCCCUGAGUGUCAAAAAGUUGAUUUUGCGGCUUUAAUUCCACGAGCAACUGAAUCUGGUUUACAAUUGCUCAACGAAUUUCUGUACUGGGACUCCGAAAAGCGGCCUAGCGCUCAACAAGCAUUGAAAUAUACGUUUUUUCAAAUAACUAAACGUGGAUCGACAGAUGCGAUUCACGUUCCAACAAUAUUAUUAGCAAAGCAUCAGCAGCAGCAGCAGCUAUUUGGCCGAAAUCAAAACUAUAUUGACGAUCACAUAUCAUCGUUGAAUGACGCCGAACGCUAUUCAAAAGACAGCGAUACUUCGUAUAGAUACAUUGAUCAAUAUAAUACACAUUAUCGGCAUGCAAACGGCAUAAAACCACCGAUGAAUAAUGUAAACAAUAAAAGUGCGGAACUAUCACCGAAACGAAAUAAACCUGAAAAUGGUACAAAUGUUGACCAAAACUAUUUUAAUUCAUCAUUAAAUAAUAAUAAUUAUCAGACAAAAGUGCUAACAGACACCGUAGGUAGUAAUCGUCAAAAUCCGUUUACAAGCAAUACAAGUGAUACGGGCUUUUCAUCUAUAAUAACAACACGAAAUUCGGAAAACUCAUCAAUAGCUCAACCAAAUCAUAAUGACACGACUCUAUUGAAUGGUUCGACAUUUAAUUAUACAAAAAAUAAUGAAAAUCGCCUCAAAGACCAUAUGAAUGACGGAACUCAACGUCGAAACAGCCGAAAUAUUGACCAAAAUACAUAUCUCAGUGAGAAAAUCAGUGAUAUUUAUGUAAAUCGAAAUAUUGGCAAACUGUACGAUAAUGUGGUGCGAGGCAGUAUAUACAAUAACAAAUUGUAUAAUGGAGGUGAUGAUGAAAAUGAGGAGAACAGCAGGCGGCCUCAAGAUUUCAUCUAUAAAAACAAGACAUUCUUCUUGCAUGACAACAAUUCGAAUAAUUUUAAUGGAAUUCAAGAUUCCAAAAUUUAUAAUAUAUUUUCAAAACAACAACAGCAACAACGAAUUGUUCAGCAAAAAAUGUCAGACCCAAAGGAAGAUGACGAAGAAAAUAGCUAUUUGUUGGUGAAAAUGACAGAUAGCGCGAAAAAAUCACAACGAAAAAGUAUCAGCAUUAUCAGAGAUCAGGAAAUAUUUGAAGACAAGGAACUUGAUAAAUUGUUGGGUACCAAAGUGAGAUCAUCCAAACCUCGAACAGAUUCCCUGGCCACGUUACACUUAGAGGAUUUAUUUGGUCCGAUUUCAAUAAAUAGCCGAGAAAAUUCCACAAAAUUUUAUCCAAAUACUGUUCCGCAACCGAAAAUGUCGUCGAUGAAAACAUUUGGAUCGAAAAACGAUGACUUAUAUGAAGACAAAAUCAAACUUACCGCUUUUUCUUCCGCACAUGUAGGCAAGAAUCGUAGAAGAUCCUUAAGAGACCACGAAUCCGAUACCACUAAAAUGAAUGGAAAUUUCAUAAAUGGUUCGAUGAACGGAAAUACAUGGCAUGAAUCGAAAAGUAUGGAUCGAAUUCACGCAUGGCUAGCGGAUAAAGAUCUAUUUUCAGUACAUCAAAAAACCAAGGAAACAUUCUAAACGAUACCUGGAAAUAGAUUGACAUAGUUAAGUUUAGUUAACCAUUAUACUUGAAAUUGCAACAUUUUGAAUAUACUCUCACAAUUGUUGUUAAUGAAAUAAAUUUAAUUAAUUUUAUGUGAAAA
Molecule: messenger RNA, 2853 nt
Organism: Contarinia nasturtii (swede midge)
Lineage: Eukaryota; Metazoa; Arthropoda; Insecta; Diptera; Cecidomyiidae
Product: serine/threonine-protein kinase ICK
Exons: 9
Coding region: 449-2728 (759 amino acids)
Biological process (GO): intracellular signal transduction; cilium assembly; protein phosphorylation
Cellular component (GO): cilium; cytoplasm; nucleus
Molecular function (GO): ATP binding; protein serine/threonine kinase activity
Source: RefSeq, a predicted model, not a curated record